AUGAAACUAGAAUCUUCAUCUUUUGCUUGGUUUUCUUUUUUUCUUCUACUUCCAUUUCUAUUCUUUUUAGCUGGACGUCGAGUUUACUCCACGAAAGACAGCAAUGAUCCUUUGAAUGCGGAAAUUGAUGACGAUAUCUAUAUCGAUACAAAGGAACUGUGUAAGAGAAUAGCUUAUGAGCUGAAACAACAUUCCAUACCACAAGCCAUAUUCGCCGAACGUAUACUGUGCAGGAGCCAAGGAACGUUAUCGGAUUUACUUCGUAACCCGAAACCUUGGAAUAAAUUGAAAUCAGGCCGCGAAACGUUCCGGAGAAUGUUUAACUGGGUUCAACAACCUCUUGCCAUGCGAUUAGGAAUUCUCGAUAUGUAUAAGCAAGGUAGUCUUUUUGUCUAA
This is a messenger RNA of Angiostrongylus costaricensis, 396 nucleotides long. The record is from the annotation of a GenBank genome assembly. NCBI's taxonomy places the organism in Eukaryota, Metazoa, Nematoda, Chromadorea, Rhabditida, Metastrongylidae.